This is a messenger RNA of Schistosoma intercalatum, 560 nucleotides long. The record is from the annotation of a GenBank genome assembly. NCBI's taxonomy places the organism in Eukaryota, Metazoa, Platyhelminthes, Trematoda, Strigeidida, Schistosomatidae.
GGCUAAAUGAGUGACCUUGAGUUUACUUCAAGUCUUCUAGAGGAUGAAGAAGAACAAGAUUCAACUUAUGAUCGUGGAAAGAAGCGAAUGUUUUCUCGUGAAAUACGUUCAAUGUUGUAUGCUUUUGGAGAUGAUGAAAAUCCAUUACCUGAAACUGUUUCCUUAGUUGAAGAUAUAGCAGUUCGACAUAUUAUAGAAAUGGCUAAAAAGGCAUUAAAAAUUGGUAAACCAGGAAAAAUCUCUGUUGAAGAUGUUACUUAUCUCGUUCGACGUGAUCCUAAGAAAUUUUCUCGAGUGAAAGAGCUGCUCUUGCUCAGUGAAGAGCUCCGACGUGCACGCAAAGCAUUUGAAGAAGAUGAGUUUGAUGUGCUUAAAUAAUUACUUUUCUCACCCGCGUACUACCGUGUUUUUUAUUUGUAAAUAAAUCUUGCACAACCAAUAACUUAUUAAAUUUCUUUUUCUUUUAUGUGAAACUUCUGCUAACACACCCAGUUCCGCAACUUUUUAAAAGUCAGUAAUAAUAGUUACUCUUUAAAAAUUUCUGUCCAAUACAGAUUUAG